AUGAGGUUCGCACAUGUUUCGAGCCUCCUGGUUCUGAUAUGCGCCCACGCUCUCAUCAGUGGAGUGCAGGCUGUUGCUGUCACAACCAGCGUCGGAGACAUCGUCGGUUUCGAUGCCACUUGGGGAGACAAAGCCUUGCGUAAGUUUCAUGGAAUACCUUUCGCGGAAGCCCCUAUUAGAGAUCUCAGAUUCAGCCCACCGGUCCCCAAGAUGCCGUUUUCGAAACCGUUUGGGGCAAGCAAGUUUGGUUCUCCGUGCCCCCAAUUAAAGGUAAAAAUGGAUGCACUACUGUUCAGCACAGAGAGCCAGAAUUCGGAAAUGAGCGAGGACUGCCUUAGCUUGAACAUUUACGUCCCAAGCGAUGGGGCGGACAAGAAACCCGUGAUGGUUUGGAUCCAUGGCGGAGGACUCACUGAGGGAACUGGUAUGCAGUACGACGGAUCAAAGAUGGCUGUUAUGGGUGACGUCAUUGUCGUGACCAUCAACUAUCGUCUUGGGCUCUUAGGUUUCUUUUCGACGGGAGAUGAAUAUGCUGCCGGAAAUUACGGACUUCUUGAUCAACAGUUAGCUCUGAAGUGGGUGCAACAGAACAUUGGUGCUUUUGGCGGCGACAAGGACAAGGUAACGAUCUUUGGCGAAUCUGCAGGGUCUGGCGCGGUAACCUGGCUUAUGCUCGCACCUAGCAACGAAGGACUCUUCCAGCGGGCCAUUGCUGAGAGUGGGACGGCUCUGUCCUCUUGGGGAUUACCUGAUCCUAAACUUACAAUGCAAUACAGUGACGUUUUAAUCAGCAACCUUGGGUGUGCACACGCCGACUCUAGUCAGGUCAUGAAAUGCCUCCGAGGUCUCACCUUGGAUUCUUUUGCGUUUACCACCGCCGGUUAUCCGCAUGCCGAGUCCCUGAUGGGCAAGAUCCCAGUUGGACCACGUGUCGAUCGGUACCUUUUUCCUUACUCACCCACCUCUAGAAAACCAUCAGAACGGAUGGAGGACCUUCCCUUUUUCCGGUCAGUGGACCUUUUGAUUGGUGCUAAUAAAUAUGAAGUUGCCAUGGCCGUGGAGGAAACAUACCCUGGAGUUUCUAAGGAGGUUUUUGGUGCAUAUGUGGACACCUGGGGAGUCGCGGGCGGACGAACAGACCAAGACGUUGUAGACGCCCUCUGGUGGCUUUAUGGGACUUCAGUGAACGGCAACACUACAGACAAAAUGCAGGCGAGGUACUUUCUAGAGUUUGUGGCAGACUCCAUGUUUUAUGACGGCAUCAAUAAGUUUGUAAAGCGUCACGCUUCGGAAUCGGAAGCUACAGAGACCACUGGCGCCACGUUCUUCUACAGCUUUCUUGCAAAGCCUGGCAAGGUCGUUGGAAGCCUAGGUGACACUUAUUUCCCGACAGCACCCUGGACCCAUGAUGGUGCUGUCCACGGAGACGAAAUGGGGUACCUGUUUGGCCCCCGAUUCGGUAAAGGUACAAUCAAGGAGAAAGAGAAACAGAUGGAAGGAGGUGAAGUCGAGCUGGCAGAAGCAUUGAUAACCUAUUGGACAAACUUCGCGAAGACCGGGGAUCCAAACAAGCCUGUGGCAAUCCCCCAUCUGUGGCCUCAGUACAAGAUUGGCGAGGAAGAGUUCAUUGAGUUCGACAUCCACAACAAACAACUCGAAGUCAGAACAAACUCGUUCUACAGAAACAGGUACAUGAGCUUCUGGAAUGACGUCAUCACAAUAAUACAAGAUUGUCCUGUCAAGAAUCCACGCCAGACGUCAGAACCGGACGUUGCGAAGCGUAAGGCCGGUGAGGCUAAGACUGAACUGUAAAGUAGGGCUGAAAGAAAUAAAGGUUCCCUCGAUCAAUGGAUAAUGGUCUUCGCCUGUUGUAUGAGGAAACAAUUUGUCUAAACGUGAAUUGAGGUAAUCGAGUACGUUCAUGAUAACGUCAUGGUGAAAUUGUUCGACUUAACAAAUACAGCCAGUCGUCAGGGCAUCGUCCUGCAAAACGAUGAUCGCUGGACGGAGAGGUCACUUUAGCCUAUUCGGAGUGUAAUUUGAAUAAUCAGAAUAGUGUGAUAAAUCAUUCAAAUUUUGAAUCUUUCCAUUUUAUGUGAACAUUUAUGAUUGGACAUUUGUUAUCUGGAAAAUUGGACGGAUGCUAGCUUGGUAAUAUUGCCUUCAUCGGGCCAAUAAUUGUCCUUCCAAAAAUAAGUCGCCGAUUGGCCGGCGAUAAAUAAGAACAUAGAGAGAAAGGCGAAACCCUGAGCAAUGGAAAAGCGAAGUCAAAGAUAAAUCGCGAUGUAACUGAACCCGUAGUACUUUUAUGUGUAGAGUUUUUGAUGUACAACUCCGAUCCAACGGUAUAAAAAAAUACCUUCAAGCCCGAAAGGAAGUACUUUACGCCGCGUAAUGACAUUCUACUUCGAAGGCGAACGUCAAAUUCUGUUUUAUUUAAGCUCUGAUACAGUCGGGGCCACCUCAUCGAUCAAAAAGUAACUUUAUGUGUGGAGACGGCGUCUCAUAAAUACUAAUUCUGGCAAAUAUUUCCGCCCCAUUCUUUUUGCCACAUUAACAGUAAAAAAUCGCCAAUGGCCGCAAAGGGAUAUUGGCAAGGCUAGAUAAUGCGGGCAUAGAAAAUAGGGGAGAAAGUUGGAAUCAUUAGUUUUUGAAUGCCAUUCGCGUAUUACAACACCUUACAAUCAUUUAACUUUCUGGAUGGGUAUAUGUAGGAUCGAAUCAGAUUUAAGCGUGAGAAAAUUAUAUUCAUAUCAUGUCUGUUGUAUUCUUACCCGCUGUCUUUUUUACCAAGAUGGCUGUUUUUUUAUAGCUUCUUUACCUGUUGUCUUUUUACCACAGCCUUUUUAAACAGUACUCUAUGUCAUUUUUAUCUAUAGAUGGUGUCUUUUUACUACAGCCUUUAUCACCUCGUCUUCCUACUGUUAAGCCUUUUUAUAGCUUCUUUACCUGUUGUCUUUUUACCACAGCCUUUUUAAACAGUACUCUAUGUCAUUUUUAUCUAUAGAUGGUGUCUUUUUACUACAGCCUUUAUCACCUCGUCUUCCUACUGUUAAGCCGUUUUUACCUAUUAUCUUUUAAACAUGUUUUUUAUAGGGGCUUUUUACCGAUGUCUUUUUUUACCAUAGCCUUAAUUCUUAGGAAUGAACCUUCCUUGAUUUUAAAAUACACUUUUUUUAUAGAUUGUAUGAGUAUUUAUAACUGAUGCCUUCUUAAUAAAACUUUCUAACCAGUCACGUACCAAUACUCUGGUUUUCAACGCGUCAGAGUUAUUAAGAUUACAACUCGAAAUUAGAUGCACGUAAUAACCCGAUUCCCUGACGUGCAAUGUAAUAUUUGAAGUUAAUAAGAAAUACCUCUCUUUGAUAGAUUAAGAAAAAAGUGUGAGGUAGUUUGCAGGCAAUGAAACUCCGCCGUUAUUUCCCAUAAAUGGUAUUUUCAUGGUAACGACAUCAAUUUGUAACAUUUGGUGAUAAGACGUCAGUUUGUCUGCGAGCAUUGAGAUAUAAAUGUAGCGGGAGAAAGGAAAGCAAAUGUAUUGACAGUUGGAAUUAACACCCGUCAGAUCUGUACGUAUACCACUUCAGCCGCAACUGCCCUGGAUAAUGUGAUCCGGCUGAGAUAAGCACCGGUGGGAAAUUACUAUAUAGCUAUACUUUUACCUGGUUUAGGAACCUUGAUAUUUCAACUUUGGGAGGGGGAUGUGCAAUGACGACAACUAGCAUUUCGAGCUUGCUACGAUGAGUCACACUCAAGCCAGCCUAAAGAUCCUCACCUUACGGGCAGGGCUUCUGAGUAAGAAAGAUGGUCGUGAUUCGUAAAUAUGGUUGCGAUUCGCUCAUCAUCGUCUUCUAUCCAUAUUUAGAGACAGUGAUAGCAUGUGGAAUAAGAAUGGCUUUGCCAGUUUAAAUUUACGAUGGCGAUGAAAUCACAUGAUAUUUGGCAGUCUUACUGCAUGCCGUACAUUUCGCCAUUAUAAUAUUGACUGCUAAUAUCUUUUGAUAGGAAAAUCCAGUAUUCACUCGAAGGACAACAUUUUGGUUUUUAAAUUUUACCUAACGUUUUGAUGAGUGCUAUUAUAUAUUUUGCACUGGAAAUUCCGGAACAAACAUUGAUUGAAACUUCAGCGGCUUUGAAAAUUUCAAAGGAGAUAUAUACAUGUACAGUCUUUAUAGAAAUAUCAUAUAUAUAGCAGAGUUGAACGAAUUACAUUUUGUAGAAGGGUAAUUCGACUUACAAAGCUGUACUUGUGUUGUCUUUCUUGUAAUUUAUCACAAUAUAUCAGCGGUCUAUGUUAUAGCUCCUGGCCAUGGAUGGUUUUAAGUUUUAAGUUGGUACAUGUAGUUGGUUGAGUGGGUGCAUUUUUGAUACUUCAUUUGAAACUUCAAACUAAGAAGGCUGUUUCGGUUCUGCAGGCAUGGCAGGCGCCCUAAGGAUAGGCUCAGCUUUGCUUAGUCAACAAUGCAAUGUCACGAAACAAAUACAACAGACUUUGUGAGCUCUAUAAUGAAGAAUGGCUGAAGCAUGCCUUAGGAUGUCGGCAGGACAUGCGUAAACCCUACAGCAUUUCCUACCAAAUCCUUUCCUCAUAGCAGGACACAAUUGUAACAUAUGAAUAUGUAUAAGGUUCACUGGCAGCAGCCAAUAGUUUUCCAGGUGAACAAGGGGAUAAAUAUGUAGUGAGAUCGGAUUUGGGUCUCGUCAAAGCAACACAUGUUCAUGGAAUAAAAGAUAGUGAUUUAAUGGAAUAUAUCGUUGUACUGUUGAUACUGUUGCUGGUCUAACCUGGAGGAACCCAAACCCCAUAUACGACACAAUGUUAUACAAUGUACAUGUACUUGAAACCAUAGUGUGUUGAUAUCUUAAAAUUUUCAUCGCAUUAUCUUGCUGUGUCUACUCAAGAAAAGAUGACCAAUCGAUCAUUCACUAGCUAGGGAAACUUAUUUUUGUAUGGUGUUUAUAUCAUCAACCCCGGAGUCGGAGGAAUUAAUCACGUAAUACCAUGACGUUCUUGUCACAAACAGCUAGAACUAUGUCAACCGGGUCAUCAUAUGAGACGUUGUGUAUGUCUGACUCCGCAGCAGCCCCGGGGCGAGGUUUGAUGAUGUAUGUUCGUGACGACCAACACAAACGGCCAUAACUUAGUUCUAUACGCGGUUUAACCCAUUAAUCUCGGAGUAACCGUGUUUAGUAUCACUAACUAAAUAUUCAGUCCGUUUUCAGGUAAAUGAAUUGUUCGAAAGUCGAAAUGUAUUCUUGUUUCACAAGUCAUUGCAAUUGUCAGCAUGAAAAAAACCCUGACCACACAACGAUUUUCCCCCAAGCUACUAGAAAAGUGCGCAAACAACCACUGAAAAACACUACGUUUUCCGAAGACAUUUUUCGGACAGAUACUUGAAAUCUAAUGCAAACUUUCAUAAGACAACCAUUUUCUUGACCUUUGGAAUAAUGAAAAGGCAAGAAAAGUCCAAAAUGAGGAGAAAAAAUGGCUGCCGUCAGAAUUGACUAAUAAAAGUAUUGUUCUUUUUGGAUUGUCAUUUCUUAGUUUUUCAACAUAUCUUAAUGGAAUUUUGGUAUAUCAAUCACUUAGCCAUUUCCGCUACAUUGGUCUAAAAUUAUCUUGAAAAUGUAUUAUCUUGAUAUGUGAUUUUUUUGAUCAAAACUUGGAAGAGAAGUUUUGACUGAUAGCA
Messenger RNA from Lineus longissimus, 5690 nucleotides. RefSeq names its product fatty acyl-CoA hydrolase precursor, medium chain-like. Bases 1 to 1812 code for a protein of 603 amino acids. The record is from RefSeq and is a predicted model, not a curated record. The transcript has 2 exons. Gene Ontology annotation, cellular component: plasma membrane; synapse; cell surface. Lineage: Eukaryota; Metazoa; Nemertea; Pilidiophora; Heteronemertea; Lineidae. Gene Ontology annotation, molecular function: signaling receptor activity; neurexin family protein binding. Gene Ontology annotation, biological process: synaptic vesicle endocytosis; postsynaptic membrane assembly; chemical synaptic transmission.